UGGAAACCUGAACGGGAGAGAGAGCAGUGUCUUAGAGCAGCCUAGCACCGACUGCACCCGUACACGCUUAUCUCCUGUUGGGACUCAACCAUAAAGACCUCCGGAAGAAAAAAAAACCCAAACUAGGUUUUAUUUCACACCGGGACCAGGAGAGGAUCUGCGUUUUGUGAGAUCAAUCUGUUUCCUCUUUGAUUCACUCUGGCGAUGGCCUUGUGAUGAUGGGGUAAUUGUGUUCUUACAUCAUCUAUUUAACAAACCUGGAACAAGCCCAGGGCAAUACUUCUCCUGAUGUCAGAAGAUUCAGACUCCAAGCCCUAUCGCUUCCCAGUGCUGGAGGAUGAGGAUGGAGCCUCAGGGUGCAGAGUGUCCACCUCAUGCAGCUCCAUGGCACGAGGGGCCUCGGGGUGCAGCUCCAUGGCACAGCUGCACCGGAUGGGUGGCUACAGCCAAGGUGGGCCUGACCUAGGCCUCCCCUCGGAGGGCAGCGACAGCAGCGGGCAGGACCCUUCUGCCUCACCACACAACCAUCGCAAGAACUCCCGCUCCCGGUCGCUCCCCGAAGAGGACGUGGAGAUGAAGAGCAGCGGGUCCAGUGGGAGUGGAACCGAAUCACACGGCAACGAGAGCCACGGCAACGAGAGCCACGGCAACGAGAGCCAUGGCCACGAGUCAAUGGGUAGCUCCAAUGGCACCAGUAAAGACUCUGCACUGCUGGAAUCGUCUGAAAGCAACAAGAGCUCAAACUCCCAUAGUCCGUCUCCUCCCAGCAGCUCAAACGCCUUCAGUCUGCUGAGCUCAGAGCAAGACAACCCAUCAACCAGUGGCUGCAGUAGUCAAGAGUCUGCCAAAGCUAAGACCCAGAAGGAGGUGAUUAAAACACUGAAAGAGCUGAAGCUUCACCUGCCUGCUGAAAAGAAACACAAUAACAAGUCCACCACAUUGAACACCCUCAAGUACGCACUGCGGUGUGUCAAACAAGUGGAAGCCAAUGAGGAGUAUUACCAGCUCUUGAUGAUCAAUGACAGUCAACCUUCAGGCCUGGAUGUGUCCUCUUAUACAAUAGAGGAGAUAGACAGCAUUACGUCUGAAUACACCCUCAAAAACAACGAUAUUUUUGCAGUAGCGGUGUCUCUCAACACAGGAAGGAUAGUCUACAUUUCUGAUCAGGCUGCCUCCAUCCUCAAUUGCAAAAGAGAUGUGUUCAAGGACACCAAGUUUGUGGAGUUCCUGACGCCGCAGGAUGUUAGUGUGUUCUACAGCUUCACAACGCCUUACCGCCUGCCCUCCUGGAGCAUGAGCACUGGAGCAGAGUCAUCCCCCUCUGACUGCAUGCAGGAGAAGUCCUUCUUCUGUCGUAUCAGCGGUGGUAAGGAGAGUGAGGGCGAUCUGCAGUACUAUCCGUUCCGCAUGACUCCCUACCUGAUGAAGGUCCAAGACACAGUACAUGCUGAAGACCAGUUCUGCUGCCUCCUGCUGGCUGAGAGGGUUCACUCUGGUUAUGAUGCACCCAGAAUUCCAACAGACAAACGCAUCUUCACUACCACACACACUCCGAGUUGUGUGUUUCAGGAUGUGGAUGAGAGGGCGGUUCCUCUCCUCGGGUACCUCCCCCAGGACCUGAUUGGCACACCAGUCCUCCUCCACCUGCAUCCCAAUGACCGGCCGAUUAUGUUGGCCAUUCACAGAAAGAUUCUUCAAUAUGCUGGGCAACCAUUUGACCACUCAUCCAUCCGGUUCUGUGCGCGAAAUGGAGAAUACAUCAUUCUUGACACCAGCUGGUCCAGUUUCGUCAACCCCUGGAGCCGCAAGGUCUCCUUCGUUAUCGGGAGACACAAAGUGCGCAUGGCCCCCGUGAAUGAGGAUGUUUUUGUGGCCCCUGUCUCUACUGUCGGCAAGAUGAAGACCAUGGACUCUGACAUCCAGGAGGUUACUGAGCAGAUCCAUCGGCUCCUGUUACAGCCGGUACAUAACAGUGGGUCCAGUGGCUACGGCAGUCUGAGCAGAAACGACCACCUUUUGGGCAUGACCUCCUCUAGCGAGAGCCUUGACAACGGCGGUGGGAGCAAGAUGCGACAAAAGGAGGAGGAAGUGAGCGGGAAAGCCAGACCACGAACCUUUCAGGAAAUCUGUAAGGGAAUUCAUCUUCAGAAGAGCCAGGAGCAGCAGACAACCAAACCAGACCACAAGAAAAGCAGUGGCAUAGAGUCUGUACAGAAGAGCCCAGCAGUGGUGCGGCCCAAAGAAUCAGCAGCUCCUAUAAAUUCGAGGGAGUCCGGGGCCACUAUGGAGGAGAGUAGGUCCUUUUUCCAGGAGGACAUGGCCCUCAAUGAUCAGACCGCCUACUCCUACCAGCAGAUCAGCUGUCUGGACAGUGUUGUCAGGUACUUGGAGACGUGCAAUGUCCCCAUCAACAUGAAGAGGAAGUGCCAAUCUUCCUCGAACACCACAUCCUCUAACUCAGAUGACGACAAACAGAAAGCAUCUAACCGCAUGCAGGUGUCUGAAGAACCAGCCUUGUUGAAGGAUCAGUCUGAUCUCUCCGCUUUGGAUGUUCGAGACAAAAAGUCCAGUGACGCGGCCACAGCGGUAGUGGGCACUUCGCUGCCCCUACCUGUACCUAACAAACCAGAAAGUGUGGUGUCCAUAACCAGCCAGUGUAGCUACAGUAGCACCAUAGUGCAUGUUGGGGACAAGAAACCUCAACCAGAGUCAGAAAUCAUAGAGGACAUCCCAGGAACAGGAGAGGCGGUAGAGUCCUGCCAGAACCUCGGGGCUCCUCCUCCUUCUGCUGUUUCACCUCCCAGUCAGGAGAGGGAGUCCUACAAGAAACUGGGUUUGACCAAGCAGGUUCUGGCCGCCCAUACGCAGAAGGAAGAGCAGGCCUUUCUGUUUCGCUUCAAGGAGCUUCGCGGACUGACGGCACUCAAAGCAAACUGCUCUCAGUACCUGGAGCGCCAGAGAGAACAGAUCACCAGCGAUGCUGCACCCGCUGCUCGAUCCUGCAAGCCAGGUGCAGAGCCCACCACACGACGGGGCACACGGAUUAAGAAGACCAAGUCAAAACGAGCGAAGCAGAUCGAGUCCUCAGACAGCACAGUAUCGCACCACAGACAGAAACACCUGCGGCCUCCUCGUCUGAAUCACGGCCUUAACCCAACCUCUUGGUCUCCCUCUGAGACCUCACAGUCAACUUUUCCCAUGGCGUACCCCUCCGUGAUGCCAGGCUACCCCCUCCCCGUUUACCCCAGAGCCAGUUCUGUAGCUCCAUGCACAGACGCCAAUCUACAAGGCUUUAGGGACAACCAGGGCAGCCAGGCCCCUCCCUGCCCAUCGUCCAUCCAGGCUCCUCCCUACACUGCCCCCAUUGUCACCCCCAUUGUGGCUCUAGUGCUGCCCAACUACGUGUACCCUCCAAUGGCCCCUGGGAUGCCACCACCACCACCGCAGCCGGUGUAUCACGCAGAAGCUGGUGGCUUUCCCCCCCAAACCCAGCCUUUUUGUCAGGCUGCUUUUCCAGGCCAGGUCCCCUUCACAGCUCCACCUACCUUCAGUGUCCAGAACCAGUUCACCUCCCAGAACCACUUCGCUCCUCAAGCAGGCUACCUGGCCCCAUCGUUCUACUUCCCUCCAUCCUCGGAAACCCCAAAGGCCCCCAUGGAGGGCCAGUCCCGCUCCUCUACACCGCAGUCUGGAGGAGGUGGAGGCCCGGCGUCACCACCUCUGUUCCAGUCUCGCUGCAGCUCGCCCCUCAACCUGCUGGAGCUCGAGCUGUCCGUGGACAAGCAGGACAGCACAGCGGUCUCCUCUGGAGGACAAGGGAAUAAUGCAGCUGAACGGGAGAAAGGAGCGAGCGGCAACCAGGCCAAAGAGUUGAAGCAGCCAUCUCUCAGUCUCCUUGGUCCACCUGGACCCUUGUAUUGCGAGGGCACGCCAUGUGUCUGUGAGCGUUUGUCUUGGGAUAAAGUGUGCUCUAGGCUGAGGGCUUGCAGCAAAGAGGCGAGUUCACGUGGCGACGGGAACAACAGUGACGUCAACUCUUCGUCCAGCGACAUGUUAGACAUUAUUCUCCAUGAGGACUCCUGCUCAGGCACUGGCUCAGCCACCUCUGGGUCCAUGGGCUCGGGCUCCAAUGGCUGUGGAACUUCAGCCAGCGGGACGUCCAACAGCGGGACCUCUAAGAGCAGGACGUCAGCCAGCGGAGGCUCGGCCAGCGGAACCUCCGGCAGUGGAACAGGAAGCAACAACAGUAGCAAUUACUUUGGCAGCGUGGACUCAUCCCAAAACAGCCAGAAGGUCAACGGUCACUUGAGCAGCAGUGAGGGAAGGCCGAUGGAGAUGGAGCAGAGCGAACAGUUCAUCAAGUAUGUACGGCAGGACCCGCUGUGGCUGCUCACGGCCAACACAGAUGACAAGGUCAUGAUGACCUAUCAGCUGCCCUCGCGUGACAUCCAGAGAGUGCUCAGAGAGGACAGAGAGAAGCUGAGGCUGCUGCAGAAGAACCAGCCACGGUUUUCAGAGGAGCAGAAAAAGGAGCUGAUUGAGGUCCACCCCUGGAUUAAGAAGGGAGGUCUGCCCAAGGCGAUAGACAUCAAGGUGUGCUCCUGCUGUGACAGCGCCUCAGGGGCCGCUGCGGCAGCAGAGGCGGAUCAGCCGGACCUGGACAUCUGCGAUACAGAGACGCGGGUGGUCGGCUGCCAGCGGAGGCCAAUAGAGGAACACACAAACACUGUUGUCAUUUCCUGCCAUGGCCCUUCUGCUGGCUCCAGCUCCCAGACACAACAAGCUAGACAAUAAACUGCUAAAGACUCUCACAGUGACAUUCAUUACCCAUCAGCCUCUUGUUGUGCACGACUGUGAAGAGGGACCUACUUUACAAGGAGCAGGGCCCUUCGCUCUUCACACACAAUUAUUCAUCAGUGUCUCUGUCUUGCCAUCUUUUUUUUUUUAUGAGUUGUACCUGUUUAGACAUCAGUGGAAAACUGGCUUAAACAGUCAAGACUUGUGGAGAAUGUGAAUAUACGUAGAGGACAUCAGUUCUUUUAUUUUAAUAUGCUUAUAAGCUGCAACAUGUAUUUGGUGCCAGCAGUUAGAUCUGGGCUUUAUGAGGACAUACGUUCAUUCAUUCAUUUCUAUGUAGCACUUAACAAUGCGCAGCACCUAGGUGAAGCUUUUUAUAUGCAGAGCCCAAUAAGGAAAAUACAGUAUGUGCUCAUACACCAGGCAGCACAGUGGAGGUCAAACAAACAUCCACCAACUGUAGACAACUUUAUUCACACGCCAGGAAGUGGCUCAGUGGUCUACUUAACUGUCGUGACUAAUGAAUGAAUUCAGUAUUUUUGUGACGCAAUUUCCUCAGUUACAACAACUGAGUUACCAUAACAACUACGUCAGCAUGUAGUGAGGACAGGUGGAGUUAAGUCAACUCGGUUUCAGUCACUCUAGUCAUGCAUAGCCAACAAGCACAAAUGCACUUUGUGGAAGAACAACAUGAACUGUACAUCUGCUCUGUUUGCCCAAAGUAGUUUCUGGUGUUGCAUAUAAUGAGUGGGAGGAAAUUUAAAAGGCAAGAGCUAAGUAUAAUAUAUUUUAAGAAGCACAGAGUAGCAUGAAAUUGACAUUUUAAAGCACAUAUAUGACCCGAUGAAAGCGGUGAAAACAUUUGAGACUUCAGGAAAAGGACAAUCAGAUGCAACACAUACUAUAAGCUACAUUUACUCACCAGCCCAUCAUGUUUUAUUAUUUCUGGAACUUUUCAUUCAGAUUUUAAAAUGUUCUUGUCAUUUGGAGCUAGCUGUGUCUCCUGUUACCUGAUGCAGCUUUAAGUUUUCAUUCUUUAUAUGUAUAUCUAUCAGUUUCUAACUGAAUGUGGCUUUUUUUCUGUAUCACCUGUGAAACCUUCACUGACUUUGAUUUCACAGAUGCCUCCCGUUUAAGGAAAGUUUAUUUAUUGCAUUUCAAAACUUUUGUCUUUGACUCUGAGCAUAUAUAUAUAUAUUUUUUACAAUAACUGUUUCUGUACAAAGAGAUUUGUGGUUUUAAGUUAUGACGGAAAAGUCCAGCUUAAGCAGGACCAAGAUUAUGAAUAUUUACUGUAUAUUUUAUUUUAAAAAAUGUGAGUUGUGUAAUCCACAUUAGGACAAUCCCCACAAAAUAUGUUGUUUACGGUGGGUGAUAAAAAUAAAGUGAGGAGAAUAUUGAUGUUUUCCCCAGUUUUAAAAGUGUGUCACAUAACACUUGAACUGGUCUAAUCUUGGCCCUCAUAAAUAUGGAAAAGAGCAUCCUGUGGAGGAGAGUGAAGCUCAUCACUGUUCAGAACAAACAUGUGGCCACUUCAGAAGUCACAGUUUAGGGUUAUUGCAUGGGUAUAAAGCAGCUCAGACAGAUGUCAAGUGACUGUGUGGAGAGCUUUCCUUCACUUUGAAGCUUAUGCUGUAAUUUUCUCUUCUUGACAACUUGAGCGUUUCACCGAAUUUGUCAUUUGUCUUUCUGUUAUUUGAACUGACACUGACAACCUUUUUGUUUCUUUUUUUAAUGGCAAAUAUUCUGUUAUAUUUGUUAAAAAAUCUCCAAAUAAAAUAUUGCCUAAUUUACAAUGAA
This is a messenger RNA of Dicentrarchus labrax (European seabass), 6597 nucleotides long. It is a transcript of the gene per2, whose product is annotated as period circadian clock 2. Lineage: Eukaryota; Metazoa; Chordata; Actinopteri; Moronidae. The transcript has 24 exons. Bases 289 to 4794 code for a protein of 1501 amino acids. Gene Ontology annotation, cellular component: nucleus; cytoplasm. Gene Ontology annotation, biological process: entrainment of circadian clock by photoperiod; negative regulation of transcription by RNA polymerase II; circadian regulation of gene expression. The record is from RefSeq and is a predicted model, not a curated record. Gene Ontology annotation, molecular function: transcription corepressor binding; transcription cis-regulatory region binding.